AUGGGAAAGAGCUUGGUUUUCACCUGCCAUCAUGGACUUGGUUUCUUUGGUGCUUCAGUUAUCUACUAUCUAGAUCCAUCUGUUCUGUCUGCUGUUUCCUCUUUUGUUAUGUUUUGGUGCUUGGCUGACUACCUUGUUCCCAUUCUAGCACCUAACAUUUUUGACUCCAAUAAAUGCACCAGCGAUCAACAGCAAAGAUUCCAUGAAAUUUGCAGCAAUCUACUAAAAACUCAAUGCAGAGCUAUGGACUGGUGGAAACAAAUCUUCACACUGAAGGAAGAAAAGCCUGAAAUGUGUUUCAUGGCUAUGAUCAUUUAUCUCACUGCAGUUGUUUGGAUGGGACAGCAAGUCCACAACCUGCUUCUCAACUACCUGAUACUGACUUUCUUACUGUUGCUUCCUCAACUAAACCAACAAGGAAUCAUUUCAAACCACACUGGAAAGGCCAAAGGGAGAUAA
Pongo pygmaeus (Bornean orangutan) is the source of this 459-nucleotide messenger RNA. Its product is annotated as ADP-ribosylation factor-like protein 6-interacting protein 1. Gene Ontology annotation, biological process: cotranslational protein targeting to membrane. NCBI's taxonomy places the organism in Eukaryota, Metazoa, Chordata, Mammalia, Primates, Hominidae. Gene Ontology annotation, cellular component: Sec61 translocon complex; membrane. Bases 1 to 459 code for a protein of 152 amino acids. The record is from RefSeq and is a predicted model, not a curated record. The transcript has a single exon.